This is a messenger RNA of Lagenorhynchus albirostris (white-beaked dolphin), 6190 nucleotides long. RefSeq names its product frizzled class receptor 4 (gene FZD4). NCBI's taxonomy places the organism in Eukaryota, Metazoa, Chordata, Mammalia, Artiodactyla, Delphinidae. Gene Ontology annotation, biological process: canonical Wnt signaling pathway; retina vasculature morphogenesis in camera-type eye; non-canonical Wnt signaling pathway. The transcript has 3 exons. Bases 313 to 2064 code for a protein of 583 amino acids. Gene Ontology annotation, molecular function: Wnt-protein binding; Wnt receptor activity. The record is from RefSeq and is a predicted model, not a curated record. Gene Ontology annotation, cellular component: plasma membrane.
GCGGCGCUGCGUGCUGGCGGGCUUCGCGGAGACGCUGAGCGGCCGCGGCCGGCGCCGGGUUGGAGGCUCGCCGCCUGUAGCCAUGACCCUCGCAGUCUGUCCUUCGGCCCCGGCCGGGGGCGUCUAAUACCCCACACAGUCGCGCGCAGCUGCGGGAGAGCCCGGCCGCUGCCCCCUCGUCGCCCUUGGCGCCUUAUCACACUUCCUUUCCCGGAGCUGGGAGCAGCGCGGGCAGCCGGCUCCCCCGUGCAAACUGGGGGUGUCUGCUGGAGCAGCCCUCGCCACCGCCGCCUCUGCCCCCCGGCUCUGGCCAUGGCCUGGCGGGGCGCAGGGCCGCGCGUCCUGGGGGCCCCCGGGGGCGUCGGUCUCAGCCUGCGGCUGCUGCUGCUCUUGCUGCUGCUCCUGAGGCCGGCGCGGGGCUUCGGGGACGAGGAGGAGCGGCGCUGCGACCCCAUCCGCAUCUCUAUGUGCCAGAACCUGGGCUACAACGUGACCAAGAUGCCCAACCUGGUGGGGCACGAGCUGCAGACGGACGCCGAGCUGCAGCUGACAACUUUCACGCCGCUCAUCCAGUACGGCUGCUCCAGCCAGCUGCAGUUCUUCCUUUGUUCCGUGUAUGUGCCCAUGUGCACAGAGAAGGUCAAUAUCCCCAUCGGCCCCUGCGGCGGGAUGUGUCUUUCGGUCAAGAGACGUUGCGAGCCUGUCCUGAAGGAAUUUGGAUUUGCCUGGCCAGAUAGCCUGAACUGCAGCAAAUUCCCACCACAGAAUGACCACAACCACAUGUGCAUGGAAGGGCCAGGUGAUGAGGAGGUGCCCUUACCUCACAAAACCCCCAUCCAGCCUGGGGAAGAGUGCCAUUCCGUGGGAACCAACUCUGAUCAGUACAUCUGGGUGAAGAGGAGCCUGAACUGCGUUCUCAAGUGUGGCUAUGAUGCUGGCUUAUACAGCCGCUCGGCCAAGGAGUUCACCGAUAUCUGGAUGGCCGUGUGGGCCAGCCUGUGCUUCAUCUCUACCGCCUUCACUGUGCUGACCUUCCUGAUCGAUUCUGCCAGGUUUUCCUACCCGGAGCGCCCCAUCAUAUUUCUCAGUAUGUGCUAUAAUAUUUAUAGCAUUGCUUAUAUUGUCAGGCUGACUGUAGGCCGGGAAAGGAUAUCCUGCGAUUUUGAAGAGGCAGCAGAACCUGUUCUCAUCCAAGAAGGACUUAAGAACACAGGAUGUGCAAUCAUUUUCUUGCUGAUGUACUUUUUUGGAAUGGCCAGUUCCAUCUGGUGGGUUAUUCUGACACUCACUUGGUUUUUGGCAGCGGGACUCAAAUGGGGUCAUGAAGCCAUUGAAAUGCACAGCUCUUAUUUCCACAUUGCAGCCUGGGCUAUCCCUGCAGUGAAAACCAUUGUCAUCUUGAUUAUGAGACUGGUGGAUGCAGAUGAACUGACUGGCCUGUGCUACGUGGGGAACCAAAACCUUGAUGCCCUCACGGGCUUUGUGGUGGCUCCUCUCUUCACUUACUUGGUGAUUGGAACUUUGUUCAUUGCUGCAGGCUUGGUGGCCUUGUUCAAAAUUCGGUCGAAUCUUCAAAAGGAUGGGACAAAGACAGACAAGUUGGAGAGGCUGAUGGUCAAGAUUGGGGUCUUCUCAGUCCUGUACACGGUGCCUGCAACCUGUGUGAUUGCCUGUUAUUUCUAUGAAAUCUCCAACUGGGCGCUGUUCCGGUAUUCCGCAGAUGACUCCAAUAUGGCGGUUGAGAUGUUGAAAAUUUUUAUGUCUUUGUUGGUAGGCAUCACUUCAGGCAUGUGGAUUUGGUCUGCCAAAACUCUUCACACGUGGCAGAAGUGUUCCAACAGAUUGGUGAAUUCUGGGAAGCUCUGUCCCAGACUGCUGCUGUUUUCUCCAUUUUACGUUAAUGACUCAAAAACAGGUAUUUUUUAUAGGAAUGUUUGCACUGCAGCAUGCCUAAUGAGGGGGAAAGGAAGGGUGAUUCACUUUCUCGACAAUCACUUAAUUCAGAGGAAAAUGAUAUUUACCAAGUCGACUUACCUUACCCACCCCAGAGACCGACUGCAUUGAGCAAUGGGGACUUAAUAUAUUUUACUUGUGUGAUUGCAUCUAUGCAGACGCCAGUCUGGAAGAGCUAAAAUGUUACGUUUCUUGGCAACUUUGCAUUCACACAGAUUAGCUAUGUAACUUGUGUGUGUCAAUUACAAUAAAAAGCACAUUCUUGGACCAUGACAUAACAGUUACUCAGCUGACUUUAAAGCUAUGGUCAGCUUGCAUUCUCAGAAUGAUAGUGCCUUUUUUUUUUUUUCCUUUAGCAUAAGAAUGUUAUCAGAGUCUGGUCUGCUUACCACAAUGGAGACUUUUUCAGUUUUGUAAAGGGAGCUAAGGACAGCUAAUCCAACUACUUGGUGCAUAAUUAUUUCCUAGUAAUUGGCAAGGGCUCCGGGUAAGAUUUCCUUGGAGGCAGUGUGGCCUGGAGUAUUUAUAUGGUGCUUAAUGAAUCUCCAGAAUGCCAGGAGCUUGAUUGGUUCGUAGGGAAUAAAGUGUAGACCGUAUGAAGUGAACUGCAAACUCUAACGGCACAGGUCUUAAUUGCCUUUUGCAGAGGUAUCCAGAGCUUUUAAAAUUUAUGCUUUAUGUUCCUUGCGAGGGGGUACCCCCUAGCAGACUCUCAAAAGCUGCGAUUCUUUUACAAUUGUAACUGGCCUUUCCCCUGACCCGCCUCAGGCCUUCUAGUCACCAGAUCUCUGGGACAAAUUAUUGACGAUGUCACAGGUUGCUGUCCUUGAAGUUCAUACCUGUCUUUGCUUCAGCAACUACCUUGCGAUGACUCAUUUAUUUAUUUAUUCAUGCUCCCCCCCCCCCUUUAAAACAGGUAGGAAAGCUCUUCUAUCACAUUUCUUUGUGGAAAAAUAUUUCCAGGGACUCAGAUUUCCAAAGAGGAGUUCAAAUUCUGGAAAUAAGCAUGUCUUUUUUGGUUUGAGCUUUAUGCCCCCUGGUUUGACAUUUUCCUUUCUUCUUUCUCUGUUGUGGUGCGGUUCUUGACCUGUCUGAGAUGAAGAUACACGUAAGGUCUGUUGCAUGUUUUGGAAGGCAAAGGCUUGGGGCUUUGGACACAGUUGCUGAGUGGGCACCGGUGUCCCCUGCUGUGUGUGCUGAGCCUGAGUACCUUGGCUGGACUCUGGGUCAGGGCUCCAGGAGCAUGAGAAAUGAUCCCCAGAAGGACCAGUUGAACUCCAUCUGAGACUGCAUCGCCUAUGAAAUGUAAAAUGUGAACGCCCUGUGCUGCUUGCAGAUGGUUCCCAUAGCUGGCCGGGGCCCUGGAGCAUGCACCCAGGGGCAGAGCCUGCCCUUACUCACGCUCCGCUCCAGUGUCUUGGGAGUUGUGCGGAGACUCUGGCCCAGGAAAGGAAAGAAGGACCAGGCAGGGGAUUGUAAUGCAGUUCUCUUUGUAAUGUUUCAGUGAUCGUGUGACCGACGCAGCACCUAGCAGAGGGCCCGGCAUGGAAAGGGUGCUCAAUAUUUAUGAAUAGUAACAAAUAAGGAACAAUAAGAGUACUUGGGUGAAACUGGACCCCCAAGUUUUGGAGCUUUCUGGGUUGUAACGUGUCUCUUCCAUAAAUCUCUUGCCUUCACAGGAGAAAUAUAUAUUUGAUCAGAAGUCGUCAUCGGUGCAGAAUAGAUGAGUAGCCUUGGCAGUGUCACAGGCUUAUAGGCCGUUCCUUUCACAUUCCAGACCACGGAGAGUGUUCACGGUUUUAAGAAAGGAGCUUUGUGGCCAAGAGUUAGAUAUCAGUUACCUUGAAACGAAUCCAUCACCUGUUAAGUUGGUAUUGGUUUUAAAAAAGGUUAAUUAUCAGCACAUUUAUUGAGUGCUAACUGUGUGUAAAGCCCUGUGUUAGGCACCUUAGGGGAUGUCAGGGAGGAUCAGCUCUGUUCGUCUAACCGACCUGGACUGGGAUGCCCCUGGGUCUGCUGAACUUGGCCAUUGGUUUCAGGAAGUCGCAGGGGCUACUGAAUUGCCAUCUGUUCCACGGUCACCAUCCCAUAAACCUCCUCCUGGGUCUUUCUCCCUUUAACCCAUCACUUAUCCCUUCCCAGGAUUCCUUGCAAAUCGAUUCACAGGGGUUUUGCCAGAAAGCAUCAGCUCUGUUUCAUGACAGUCUCCGUGGAAAUCUCCUAGGAAGAUCACAAACAUUGGCUACAAGGACAUGAACUCCCACAUCUAAUAUGGCUUCGGGAGCAGGCAGUUUAGGGCUUGGGGUGUUCUGGUGACUCGUACAGGUGAAUUUGAGGACAGCAUCUUGCUAGGGAAAAGGUUAGCGUUCUUUUUCUUUCUCGGAAAUCUAGGAUAAGUAGGUAUAAUUAUAGCUUCCUACAAAAUCCCUUGGCCUCAACAGGGACCAAGGGCACCUCUGUCCAGCCUCCUCUCUGGCAAACUCCUUUCUCCUCCUUCAUAAAGGCCGCACCUCAGGGCAGAGGAACAUGGGAAGGGUGGAACUGGCCAGGACCGCCUGAUGGCGCUGCUUGGUUGAUUCAUAUCCUUUUUCCUCUAUGGAGACCUGUCUCCUGAUCUCUGAGACUGCUUCUGGUCUGGCAGCUCACCCAGGGACCUGCAACAGGAGAAGCGGUGACACUUUUUAUUUCCCUGAGAUGCUCUCUGACUUUGCUUUCCCCUGGCCCUCCCUCCCCUGCAUCCUCCAAACCUGGAACCUGGGAAACUUCUGUAUCUAGGUUCUGAAUUGUGAUGUUACCAGCACCCCCAGCCCUGUCCUCUCUGGCCCCUCUCAGCCCCCUGGUCACGGAAUUCAGUGUUGGGAACCAAGCCGAGGCCCGAGGGUAUAAAGAGAAACUCGACAGCCUCAGCCCUGGAAGGCAGACUCAACUUAAGAUUUCACCAGGAUGGUGCAAGCCUCGGCUUCUGGCGAGGUGGCCACAACGGCAGUUAGGGGAGAGGGCUGUGGAGCCCAGACUCUGGAAGGAGCCCCCGGAAUCGAUCUGUUAUACAUCCUGCAUUUCAUUCUAUGAUGGAGGAGAUUGGAGAGAGUUGCUAUUCCAGCCAGAGAUGUCGAGUCAUUGGACUCUGAUGGUUCUUUUUGUUCCUUUAUUAUACUUGGGUUCAGAGUCCCCGUCUGGGUUUGUAUUAUGUCUGGCAAAGGACCCGGGUUCUCAUUUUUCUUCUGGGCCUAGUCUGUAGAUCUUGGAAACUCCUAGGAGAGCAUUUUGCUCCUACCAAGGAUCAGAUACCAGAGCCUUAAAUAAUGGAUUUUGUUUCGCUGCGGCCUGGUUUGAGCUGUCUGCCACUGCCUCUUGCCACGCACAUGUGCAGUGAUGGCCCACUGGGUGUUACCUGGAGGGAAGUGAACGCCGGAUCUCCCCAAUAGGCCUCUUCUCCUUGGUACACCCAGUUGCCUGUUCCUGGUUUGCCUUAUUUCCCUUCUUCUUUGCAUCAGCAAAUUCCCAGUAUUCACCCAGGCAACUUGUAGAGGGCCUGCUUGGGGUCCUAUGAGCCGUGUCCUCCAAGCUUUUGUAGCUCCCUGAUCGCCUACAAUAUUCAGUACAUGACCACUGUCAUCCCAGAAGGCUUCUGGGGAGGGGGCGAGAGCCCCCGCCCCCUGGAGGCUGGGUCCAUCUGCUCUCCCAGGUGUGCACCUUUCCCCAUCCUGCUGAGGGCUCGGGCUGGUAUGGCUGAGGGUUUGGGGAGGGGAGGCUGCUUUCCAGGUGUCUCCCCGUGGGGCAUCUAGGUGGUCCUGAAUUUUUUCCUACCUCACAGGGAUGUUGUGAGACUUUAGAAGGAAGGAGGACAAAGGCCCCUCGAGCUCUUUGUAGGAAAGGCAGAAUAAAUAUCAGGUGUGAUCUAUGCAGAGAUGAAUUUCGGCCUGCUGGUGAGGCAGCCACGCUCGUGCUCUGUGGCUGUUCUCGGGCCCCCGUGCCACCCGAGCGCCGGCCACCUCGAGGCCUACCUGAGGGACUUGUAGAUGUUCGACACAGAGGUACCAGGCAAACCCUCCUACAUGCCCUGAACGAGUUGCUGAACGUCAGAGGAAAUAGACCCUGCUUUUGAGGAUGUACAAACGUAUGUCUGCAUUGAUGUCUGUACUGUAAAUUUCUAAUUUAUCACUGUACAAAAAUAAAUAAAUAAAUAAACUUUGCUAUUUAAUUUUUGUAUCAAAGGAAAAUAAAGUUUUGUUUAGUA